This is a messenger RNA of Hibiscus syriacus, 1555 nucleotides long. Its product is annotated as E3 ubiquitin-protein ligase At1g63170-like. The record is from RefSeq and is a predicted model, not a curated record. Bases 124 to 1269 code for a protein of 381 amino acids. Lineage: Eukaryota; Viridiplantae; Streptophyta; Magnoliopsida; Malvales; Malvaceae. The transcript has 6 exons.
GUUUCGUUUCAGCAGCAUCGUCAAUCCUCCAUCUGUCAUCUAUCAUCUCCACCAUUCCCUAUAACCCUAAUUGUCCAAAUCCCCUGAAAGAAAGAAAAAAACUAAAAACCCCAAUUACCAAAAAUGGCUUCAACGACUCCAACGAACCGAUCUUCAUCGGAUGAUAUCAUCGAUGCGACGCCUCUUCUCUCAUCAACAAGUAACGCUUCAAGGGACGAGACCACCGCGCGUCGUUCCGUUCGUCGCCAGAGCCUCCGUGAAGCGGCUCGGUUCCUCCGCCGAGCCAGCAGCCGAAGGAUGAUGCGUGAACCCUCCAUGCUGGUUCGAGAGACCGCAGCCGAGCAGCUCGAGGAGCGCCAGAGCGAUUGGGCGUAUUCGAAGCCCGUCGUGGUCCUCGACAUUAUCUGGAAUUUCGCGUUCGUCGUGGUGUCGAUCGGGGUUUUGCUUUUUAGCAGGGACGAGAGGCCGGAGAUGCCGUUGAGGCUGUGGAUAAUUGGCUACGCUUCGCAGUGUUUGUUGCAUAUGGUUUGCGUUUGUGUGGAGUACAGGCGCCGCUGGCGGCAGCGGAGCUUGGGAUACAGGUCAAUUAAUUCCGGCGAGGAAGGGAUUCCCAGCCCAGGAUCAAGGGUGGAUUCAGAGCAGUACGUGUCAUUGUCUCAGCUGGAAGAGGAUAGUGGAAGUAGUGUUGCAAAGCAUCUUGAAUCUACGAAUACAAUGUUUUCAUUCAUCUGGUGGAUCAUUGGAUUCUACUGGGUAUCAAUAGGAGGCCAAGCAUUGGCACGCUCCUCCCCUCAGCUUUAUUGGCUUUGUAUAAUUUUUCUUGGUUUCGAUGUUUUCUUUGUUGUUUUCUGUGUUGCACUGGCAUGCAUCAUUGGUGUUGCUGUUUGCUGCUGUCUUCCAUGUAUUAUUGCAAUCCUAUAUGCUGUGGCAGAUCAGGAGGGAGCUACCAAGGAAGACAUUGAUCAGUUGUCUAAAUUCAAGUUUCGAAAAAUUGACAAUAAUGGAAAAUCUCCUGGUGAUGUACAAGGACCUUUUGGGGGAAUAAUGACUGAAUGUGGCACCGAUUCCCCCAGGGAACAUAUUCUUUCCCCGGACGAUGCAGAAUGUUGCAUUUGCCUUUCCGCUUACGAUGACGGAGUUGAGCUAAGGGAACUUCCUUGCUGUCACCAUUUUCAUUGUGCCUGUAUAGAUAAGUGGCUAUACAUCAAUGCUACCUGCCCUCUCUGCAAAUACAACAUUCUAAAGAGUAGCAUCCACGAUGAAGUGUAGAAGAACGGAAACAAUUAUUAACGGUUGACUCUGCUACCUCUGCUUAUGGUUUAAGCUCAACGGCAGCAGUAUAAUGUACAGCACUUAAUAUAGGCUAUUCUAUAUUAUUGUCCUUUUUGGUGGUAGUUGUCUAUCAUAGAGCUGGGGUGAUAGUGAUGACGUGCUUACUUUAGCUCUGGUCUUCAUGGAGUUUCGUGUAUAUCAAUGAUUUCCCGGGGCAUCUAAAGCACUGGCUGAGUUGAACAACUCGUUUCUUUCUCUACUAUUUAUUUUCAUCAUUUGAUAA